AUCGGCUCCUUUAAACUCUCACUAUUGCAUUUGUGGCCGCCCUGCCGCCAAUUCUUCCUCUCAUUCGGACUCAGGAGUCGUCGUCAUCAUUGCUAAAAGAUGGUGAGGAUUAGCGUGCUGAAUGACGCCCUGAAGAGCAUGUACAAUGCUGAGAAGAGGGGGAAGAGACAGGUCAUGAUCAGGCCUUCAUCAAAAGUGAUUAUCAAGUUUCUUAUGGUGAUGCAGAAGCAUGGAUACAUUGGGGAGUUUGAGUAUGUCGAUGAUCACAGAUCUGGAAAGAUUGUAGUUGAGCUGAAUGGGAGGUUGAACAAGUGUGGAGUAAUCAGUCCCCGUUUUGAUGUUGGCGUGAAAGACAUUGAAAGUUGGACUGCAAGGUUGCUUCCAUCAAGACAGUUUGGAUACAUUGUGCUGACUACUUCUGCCGGAAUCAUGGACCACGAAGAAGCCAGGAGAAAGAACGCCGGUGGAAAGGUUCUCGGUUUCUUCUACUAAUAGGCUUCUUAUCAAGAAAGAUAUGUUCCCUAUUGUCAACUUUCUUUGCUUACGCAUCCCCCCUUCAGAAUAUUUAUUUCAAUGCUUGCUUCUUUUUUAGUUUUGGUUUUCUCUUCUCCCCCAUGGGUUGAGUAGAUUUUGGUGCAUCAUAUCUUUUCAGAAAGAUUACAUUGUUCACUUUUGUAUUUUGAGUUUUGCAGGAUUACAAUCCCACCCUCCACAUCUAUUUAUAGACCUUUUGCAUUAAUCCCUCCCCUUUUAAUUACUAGUGCUUAUGCCAUACGUAUGGAUGUAUCGAGUGACUAAAUACUUUUUUUUGUCGCUUAAUUGAUUUUAUAAAUGUUGUGAACUUUUUUUAUUGUAAAUUUGAGGCUCCUCUUUAAGAAAUUCUAUUUGCAAGU
This is a messenger RNA of Cuscuta campestris, 893 nucleotides long. NCBI's taxonomy places the organism in Eukaryota, Viridiplantae, Streptophyta, Magnoliopsida, Solanales, Convolvulaceae. The record is from the annotation of a GenBank genome assembly.